Molecule: messenger RNA, 4262 nt
Organism: Rhea pennata
Lineage: Eukaryota; Metazoa; Chordata; Aves; Rheiformes; Rheidae
Gene: CERK
Product: ceramide kinase
Exons: 13
Coding region: 26-1654 (542 amino acids)
Biological process (GO): ceramide metabolic process; phosphorylation
Molecular function (GO): ceramide kinase activity
Source: RefSeq, a predicted model, not a curated record
UCGCCGGGCCCGGGCUGGGGCGGCCAUGGAGCAGCCGCCGGGCGGGCGGCGGCGCCGGCUGGUUUCGGCGCUGGCGCUGGGGCAGCGCUGCUGCGAGGUCACCCUGGACGAGGAGCGGGGGCUGCUGGCCUGGCGCGACCCGCGCCCGCCGCGGCGCGGCGGCGAAAACUGUUCUGUACCAACAUCUGAGAUAAUUGCAGUAGAAGAAACUGAUCUUAACAAGAAACAGCGUAACAGUGGCAAAUGGCAAAAAAUGGCAAAGCCGCAUGCUUUCACAGUGUACUAUGUGAAAAAAGCCCGAAAUCACCGCUGGCGGUGUAGUGACGUGACAUUUUGGUGUGUUGAUGAGCAGUUGUGUAACCAGUGGAUACAGGCACUGAAAGAAUUACUUGAAUUGCAGAAAGCUAGACCAAAGCAGUUGCUUGUGUAUAUUAAUCCAUACGGAGGAAAACGACAAGGGAAGAGGAUUUAUGAACAGAAAGUUGCUCCACUAUUCAGUCUGGCUUCUAUCUCCACUGAUGUUUUUAUAACUGAACGUGCUAACCAUGCUAAGGACAACUUAUUUGAAGUUAAUAUUAAUAAAUAUGAUGGUGUUGUCUGUGUUGGUGGGGACGGCAUGUUCAGUGAAGUGAUGCAUGGUCUCAUUGGAAGAAUGCAGAAGGACUCUGGCAUAGACCAAAAUAAUCCCAAAGCACCGUUAGUCCAGUGCAAUAUAAGGAUUGGCAUAAUUCCUGCUGGGUCAACAGAUUGCAUAUGUUAUUCAACAGUUGGCAUUUCUGAUCCAGUAACAUCAGCUCUACAUAUUAUUGUAGGUGACUCUCAGCCUCUGGAUGUCUCCUCUGUACAUCAUAACAAUACAUUUUUGAAGUACACUGUGUCAUUGCUGGGUUAUGGUUUUUAUGGAGACGUAUUGAAAGAUAGUGAGAAAAAGCGGUGGAUGGGUCCGAUGAGAUAUGACUAUUCAGGCGUCAAGACUUUUCUUUCUCAUCAUUGCUAUGAAGGAACAAUUUCUUUUCAACCAGCAAAACACACACUGGGAUCUCCACGAGAUAAAGAUAGCUGCAGAACAGGAUGUCAUAUUUGCAGGCAAAGUGAGCAACAGCUGGCAGAACAGCGCAAGAAACGUGGAUUAAAACAUGAAGAUGAUGAAGAAGAAUGGAAGGUUAUUAAAGGAAAAUUUCUAGCUGUCAAUGCAGUAAAUAUGAGCUGUGCCUGUCCACGAAGUCCAAAAGGUCUUUCACCAGCAGCUCAUUUGGCAGAUGGUUCGGCUGACCUCAUUUUAGUUCGUAAAUGCUCCAGAUUUGAUUUUCUACGGUAUCUUGUCAGACAUACAAACCAAGAUGAUCAGUUUGACUUCUCAUUUGUAGAUGUUUAUCGGGUGAAGAGUUUUCAGUUUACAUCAAAGCUUUUGGAAGACAACGAAAGUGAUGUCACGGACAUAGGAAAGAAACAUUUUGGCCAGUUCUGCAGAGAUCACCCGGCCUGUUGCUGCAAUAUUGCUAAUAGCACCUGGAAUUGUGAUGGAGAGACUCUGGAUAGCUCAGCAAUUGAAGUGAGGGUUCACUGUCAGCUAAUGAAGCUAUUUGCAAGGGGUAUUGAGGAGAACUGUAAGGAAGCUGCGAGCAACCAGAGUAGAGUUGAACAAUUACUAUAGAUACUGUUCCUCGAAUGGGGAGAAGAAAAACUAAAAGCUCAAGGAAAUUGAGUAAAUAUGCAUUUUAGUCAAAUUGACAAGUAUUUUAAAAUUUUAAUUUUGUUUUUGAUGGAUUUAGUAUAAUUUUGGACAUUUUAUUUCAUCUGUGUACUUUUUUUAAAAAAAGAUUUUGAAUCAUUAAAAUACAUCUUGGAGUAAUGUAAUCUUUAGUUCUGUAUGUUAGAGAAGAGAGGAUUGGUGUAUGUAUAUAUUCACAAUAAUAAAUACGCUUUUCUAGAAAGCUAAUUUAGCAGUUGCAUUGCAGUAAUAUCUAAAUGCUAUAAAAUACUGGAUUUCCCAUUGACAUCAGGACAAGAUAUUAUUGGUGUCCAAGAAGAUGUUCUCUCCUGGGAGUGUUCUGUAGUUGCCUAUAACUUAGUACUGGAAGUUAGUAUGUCAUUUACAUCAUUUUAUUUUCAUUUUCUUGAGUAAAAUCUUUCAUCUUGCAAUUCUGUCUCUACCUUGCAACUUAUCAAUGCAAUUCAAAGAUACAUUCCUGGCUUUAAGAAAUAGUUAGAGAGUUUAGAAAUAUUUUGAAAAAUAAAAAGCACACCUGUAUAUACAUCAUACCUUAUACCCUAUUUAUAAAUGCUUCCUUGCAUACUAUUCUUUGGGUUAUAAAGGGUUUUUAUGAUGUUUGGGUGAUACCAAAUACCAUACAUUGCGACUGAAAUAUCUUACAAGCAGCAAACAGAAAUACCUACAGUACCAGGAAGGAAUAGACAAGGAAACAAUAGAAGUGUGUUGUAAAACACCAGCAAGUUUUACAUAAAAAAAAAAAUACAGUUAACAUAUGAAAAGUUUCCCUCUUAAGUUCAUAGUUCUUUGGAGAUUCUACUACAUACAUUAAAAUGUCUUUGCAAAAUAAGAUGUUGUAAUGUUAAGUUUAAAAAUAUCAUAUGAUGAUUCAAAGUUUUUUAAGUACUGUUUUAUUUAACUAAAUACAAAAGAAAAUAAUUCACAUUGUGAAGUCAAGGGAAGAAUCUGGAAUCUGAUAAAUCUCAUUUACUAUGCUGAUUUGUUUUUAUAGCCAAAACAGACUAUCCUGUACAGCUAUGGAGUGUUUAUUUAAAUUGUGUAUUAAUUUAUGUAUUGUGACAUGUGUUCUGUGUACAGGCUUGGGGCUAAAUUUUGCUCUGCUUCUACAGAUUUAUGCCUGUUCAGAGAGGAUCAGAAGUUAGUCCCUGAUCUCUUCUAACUUUGUUUUUAAGUAUGUACGUCUCUUUAAAACUCACUACAUCUGACUGCAUCUGAACAGCUAAUGAUUCACUAUUUCACUAAUAAAUAUUCAUCUAUAUUUAUUGACACGUCUGUCAUUCAGCUUGUAUUAGUUUCAUGUCUCCUAUAUAUUUCUCAGUGUAAGUCUUGGUUGUUCAGUUUAUUACUAAAGCACUUAAAAAUACAGGUGAUGUAAAAGGCUAUUUUUUUCCUCUGAAAAGAUUUACAUUCCAGUCUUGUAUAAUACCAAAAUGGUGUGCUAUAUCAUUGCUACAAAGUAUUCAGACUGCUAUAUAUGAUAAAACACAUGAAAAUGAUUUUUGCUUAAAGUACAGUAAUACAAAGUUUAGGAUCUGUUUUUUAUUAUAUAUAGUAUUACAGAAAAAUACUUGAAUACUUUUCCAAAAGUAGUGCUAUUUACUGUCUUCUUUAAUGCAAUGAGCUGAUGAUGAAUCCAAUGUUUUUCAGACAAUAUAGAAAAGUUAUUUAUGCUAUGCUGUAUUUUUAAAGCCAUGUGUAAUAAAUGAAAGUUUUUUGAAUGAAGAACCCCACUGAAAAUUGUGCAGUUCUAAAAAUACAAAUAUUUUGUAAAACUGUCAUCUGUUUAAAAAGUUCUACAGUUAGCUUGGUCUGUCAGUGAGUAUUGGGAAAGAACAUAGACUUCAAAUUAUUUUAAUUCUUGGGUAGGAUACACAGGAUAUGUUAGUGUGUGCUUAGCUCACCAACAGAUGACGUUCAUGACGCGCUGCAUUUUCUCAUUUCUGAGAUCAGAAAUAACUACUAACCAGCUGUCCUGGUUAGUUUACUAGCAAAUUAUUAGGCUCUUAUUUGGAAAAUGGGAGGAUUAAUCUAGUUAUGAAUGUAUACUGAAAAACUUUGAAGACCUUUAAUACCUGAACUGUGCACUUUGUGUUUCCAACAAAACCCACAACGAAAGUCCUCAUUCUAAGGAAAAAAAAACACCAAAAAAGAAGAAAAAGGAGGUUAUGUAAUAUGGUAAUGAAGUGUAAAGAAAAUAAUAAGCAUGUUGCAACAUAAGAAUGAAUGUCUUGGUAGACAAGGUACAUAGCUGCAUUCGAAUAAUUCUACCUGUAGCAUAUUAUACUAACAAAGCACCAUAUGUGAGUUGUAUGACAUGUCAAGUUUCCUUUUAAGAGAGCUACAUAAGUAGUAUCUGCUUAUGUUUUAACUCUCGAUUUGUUCUCUGAAUGUGGUCUCAGUAUGGAAACUAUGAGAAUACCAAGUUUGAUUUUUUUUUCCCUAGUCUUGCUGGCUUCAAGAUUACAAAGUGUGUUUUGUUUUAUGAGGCUAAGUGGAUUCACCAGAAAAAUAAAAUUAUGUUGUACAGUAA